UAAUCUUACCCUCGUGUAUAGUGCUAAUGAGUUUUACAAUGUGUUUCUUAUUACAUGCAGCAGUAGCUGUUGAAAGGUGUAACGCGAAUGGUUACAAAGUACCCCAGAAGUGUAAUGGGGAUGGAGAAUUUUGCUUGUCUCACAACGGUGCGCCUAUAGAAUCAGGAAAGUUCGAAUUUGGAAGUCUAAUGAUGGCAACGAUCGGAUGCCAUUAUAGAAUGGACCCUGCAAAAUAUCCUCAUAAAAUAACAGUGGAUUUAACUUUUAAAAGUGAACUAAAUGAAGUGCUGUUAAAAGGAGCUCAUGAUUGUAGAAAUCUGAUGAAACCUAUACAUUUGUCUCCAGACAUUAACAACAGAAAUUUAACUUGUGAGGCCGUAGUUAGAUACACAUCGAUACUAAAAGACACAAAAACAAAAACAAUAACAUUUAAAUACGAACCGCCUACAACCCCACCAUCACUAACAACAAUACCAACAUUACCAACGAAGAUACAAACAACGGCGGCAACGAUUCCCACAACUUCACCAACCACAACACAAAAAACAACGCCAACAACAAAGUCAUCAACAACAGUGCCAACAACAACAACGUCUGUAACAACGGCCAAAACAACAACGCCAUCAACAAAGUCAUCAAUAACAACAACGUUUGUAACAAUGGCCCAAAAAACAAUGACGCCAGCAAGCAUAACCCCAACAAGAAUAACGCUACCAACAGCGACAACAAACGCGUUAGCAAUAAUGCCAACCCCAACAACAAUAACAACCGAAAGUAUUUCAACGAAUAAUGCAGUUGGAGACAAAGACACCACAAACAGCAAAGAAGAUAACAAAAAUGACGGAGAAGAUACCAAAAAUAGUCAAGAAUUUUACAAAAACGUUGAAAAUAACAACCAAAGCUAUGGAGAAGUAAACCCAAACGACCAAGAAGUUAUCGAACCGUUUCUAAAGAAACACUGGAUCCCGUUAACGUCUGGUUUCGUACUGCUUUGUGUAGUAAUAGUUUCAAUUGUGGUUACGUGUACAGUUAUAAGAACCAGAAAAACGCAAAAAGAGGACAAAUCACAUCUAAACUCAAAUGGGUCAAGAAACGAUUUAGACGUCACACAUUCUCCACCUGGUCGAAACGAAGCGCGCACAGAACCUAAAAUUAACGAUUAUUAUUCUGAUAUCAACUACGAUUAUCCUAGCCCAGAAGUAUACAGCGACCCAUACAUGGCGAUGUACAGUCAACCUCUACCCAAAUGUGUUAGACCACCACCUAAAAUAACACCAAAUCCUAAACCCAAGCCUAAACCGAGUUAUCGAAAUUAUUCUAAUUCGACUCACCGCGACUACAACGGGUACAGUGAAUUGAACAAGCCAUCAACUUACAAUAAUAUUGUCAAGAAUACCGGUACAAUGUACAGAAACACCGGUAAGACUCACAAGAAUAUGGAAAGCGUUCAGUUUUACGAUAACAUGGCAGCGAGUUAUUCUAAUACGGCCAAACGGAUAUGUCCUGAUGUCAAUAGUGAGCCUGCUUUGUAUGAGGUACCGUCCUAAAA
Molecule: messenger RNA, 1549 nt
Organism: Pararge aegeria (speckled wood butterfly)
Lineage: Eukaryota; Metazoa; Arthropoda; Insecta; Lepidoptera; Nymphalidae
Product: cell wall integrity and stress response component 4-like
Exons: 7
Coding region: 27-1547 (506 amino acids)
Source: RefSeq, a predicted model, not a curated record